Molecule: messenger RNA, 800 nt
Organism: Seminavis robusta
Lineage: Eukaryota; Bacillariophyta; Bacillariophyceae; Naviculales; Naviculaceae
Source: the annotation of a GenBank genome assembly
AUCAACCCAUCCACAAAAGCGUUCUAUUCUGUUCGGUCCCUUGACAUUUCCAACCAAGCAACACAAAAAGAGCAAUACAAACACUACAAAAACACAAACACACAGUAACCAUGAUGUCCUCUAUAAGAAUUUUCCGUGUCUCCAACGGCCUGCAGCGACGUGCCUUGUCAUCCGUGGCAGCACGCAGCAGUGGCGACUACACCAAGCAAGACGUCUUGAACUUGUUGAAUCAGAGAUCACAAGAACGCAAUGACUUGGCGUACUCGACGGCCUUUGGAGAUGACACGGCGUUUUCCUUGUCCAGUAUGGUGGAACCAUCGGCGUUGAUGCGCGAACAACUGAGGUUCAGUCAAGAUCAACUGCUUCAUUCUACCGUACAAGCACAAGCGUCUCUAGACACUAUGGCACUCCCCAAGACACUGGAGGAUGUCGUCCGACAAAAGAGUCGCGCCAUUGUGGUGACCGAGACGGAAAAACCCUUUCGCGUGGUCGAUGUCAAUGAAUGUUGGGAAGGAUUGUGUGGAUACUCGUUUCGGGAAGCACAUGGCAAGACAUUGGGGAGUUUGCUCAAUGGACCCGCCACCAAUCAAGUCGCCGCCACGGGGCUCAUUGCGCACUUGUUGGCAGGCGAAGAAGCGGGCGCGGUUCUCGUCAAUUACAAAAAGGACGGACAAGAGUUUUGCAAUCGCAUUCGCGUUGGACCCAUUUACGAUGGGGACAAUAAGAUUACCCAUUUUGUGGGUGUGCUGGAGGAACUACCACAACAACAACAACAGCAACGACUCAUGAACAUGAUGUAA